Molecule: messenger RNA, 999 nt
Organism: Cotesia congregata
Lineage: Eukaryota; Metazoa; Arthropoda; Insecta; Hymenoptera; Braconidae
Source: the annotation of a GenBank genome assembly
AUGCAAGUAAAAACAAAUUAUAUAUCAUGUGCGUUAAAUCGUGGGCCUCACGCAAUAGAUUGGUGCCGAAAUAAUAACAUUAUUUGUUACGCGAGUUUCAAUUCCGUCGUAAUAUACGAUCUAGAUUAUUUAGAAACUGGCCGAGUAAUUGACAAACUUGAAAAGCAUGAGAGUCGAGUUAAAGUAGUUAAUUGGAUCUGUAAAAAUAAUAGUGAUGAUUGCUCAGCACCUAAAAUUUUAUCAGCUUCAGAGGAUGGUACAAUUAUAAUCUGGGAUAUGAAUCUGUCACAAAAGAUUAUAAGCCAAGUAUUAUUUAUUUUGGAAACAGCACAUGCAGCUUAUUGUCCUAAUCCUAAUUCCUCAACAAGUAAGAAUAAUGAUAGUUUAUUGAUAACUGGAUCAUCAUGUAACUGCGAGUUUAAAAUAUAUGAAAUACUUAUUGACCAGAAAUUGGAUUUAAAAAAAAAAUUAGUAAGUGAAAUAAAAAUAUCAUCAUUUCCAGGUGACAAGCCAAUUCCAGUGAUAAUAAUUUGUCUUGAAAAAGUAACAAUUGAUCUUUACACUUGUAAUUCCAGCUGGCUGAAUAAAAAUAGCCCAGAAUUAAAUUUCAAUCAUACAAUUGAGUUACACGGCCCUCAAGACUGGAUUAAAUUAACUUUUAUGGCCAGUGGUUCUCGAGACGGCACCAUAAGACUCUGGAAAAUCUCAUCAAUCCCUCCAGAAGCUGUUGAUGAUGAGCAACCGUAUCAAUUCAAGCCUGACAAUAAAAAUCAUUUGAAGCUAUACUCUCAAGCGGGUCGAACCAAACAAUUAUCAUUUUGGAGCCGAGUCCCAGUGGUGUUUGGAUUGAAACAGUUAAACUGGGCAAAGUCAGUGGUUUUUACGGAUGCAAAUUUAACUCUGACGGAUCUUCAGAGUACUAGCCCAGGGUUACGAAGGUACCAUCCAUCUGUGGAGAUACAAUAUGAUGCUCUUCCCAAAUCAUGCUCUUCCCAUUAG